Molecule: messenger RNA, 1224 nt
Organism: Aureobasidium subglaciale EXF-2481
Lineage: Eukaryota; Fungi; Ascomycota; Dothideomycetes; Dothideales; Saccotheciaceae
Exons: 3
Coding region: 1-1224 (407 amino acids)
Source: RefSeq, a predicted model, not a curated record
AUGGCAGAGCCUUUUGACAUAUCACUGCUUCCUAAUGUCCUGGAACUACAACCCAAGGCACAUCUCAUGAUCGGUUUUGGCGUAGCGUUUCUUGUACUGGUCUGGUUAUCAGUCGCCUUGCGGAUCUAUGUCCGGCUGUUCAUGAUUAGAGCCUUCGGAUGGGACGAUGGCAUGCUGCUCAUAUCGACGAUGACUUUUAGCUCAUUUUGCGCCUGCCUGAUUGUGGAGGCCAGGUACUGUCGAAGCCCAGAAGUGGAACAAGCCUACUUAACAGCGAAUCUGGAUGCCAUCUUGAUAGUAUUGACGCACGCAUUGAAGUACGUCGUUGUGUACAACGCCCUUUACAUUCUUACCACCAUUCUUUUCAAGAUCAGUCUAGCUGUCUUUUUCCUCCGAAUCGUCGUCUUGAAAUGGCAGCGCCGUAUAAUCUACCUUUCGACCGGAAUCUACACUCUUUACAGCGUCAUCUUCAUCUUCCUUGUCACCUUCCGCUGUGGAAGCCCGUCCGAUCUGCUUAUCAACGCCUCCAAGGGGAAAUGCAUUUCUAAUGAGGCAAUCAUGCCACUGGUCUACAUCUCAGGCGCUCUCAAUGCUGCAGCCGACGUUGUGUUUGCGACUCUUCCAGUCGUCAUUCUCUGGAACAGCCAUAUGCCUCGUCAAGCGAAAGUCUCGGUCGGUAUCCUCUUGAGUAUGGGCUGUCUCGGAAGCGUCGCGUCCAUCAUCCGCAUGGCCUAUCUCGGAGGACUUUCUGUCGAUGCUGGAUUCUUCAAGCAUGCGAUUGAUGCUGGUCUUCUUUCGGUCGUUGAGCCGGGAUUGGCUAUCACUGCAGCGUCUCUCUCGGCCCUGCGGCCACUGUUCAAGAGCAUGGUGGAGCAGACACUUCCAACUUUUUUUCAUACAGGCUACGGCAGGACCAAAAACAGUACUGCAGGCAAUAGCAAGAGACGAAGGUCACAUCGUGUGACGAGAUCCCGCGCAAGCUUUGAGGACCAGAAAGGCUUCCAGGUGUUUGACAACUCGACAUCGAGAACGCACACCGUGAUCGCGACCAGUCCGAGAAUCGAGAUGGACGAACUCAGCAACGACGACAUUACGUUGAACAGACAAAGCAGUCAAGGCUCCUUGGUCGAGCAACACAUGUACGAGACUGCAAGGACUUGGGUGCCACCAUAUUCAGGCAAGGGCGUGAUGAUGACUCGGGCGAUAAAUGUGACCGAACACUAG